Messenger RNA from Kogia breviceps (pygmy sperm whale), 762 nucleotides. It is a transcript of the gene MOBP, whose product is annotated as myelin associated oligodendrocyte basic protein. The record is from RefSeq and is a predicted model, not a curated record. Gene Ontology annotation, molecular function: actin binding; myosin binding. Gene Ontology annotation, cellular component: cortical actin cytoskeleton. NCBI's taxonomy places the organism in Eukaryota, Metazoa, Chordata, Mammalia, Artiodactyla, Physeteridae.
AACCCCCACAGGGACCUGGUGCAGAUGACGUGGAACCUGUUUCACACAACUGCUACUUGAAGGGAAAAAAGAAGCCAAUGAUACCAAGAAAAGCUCAUAACAGAGAUCUAUUCACCAGAUGUGUAUGGAUGAAAAUACAGUGAGAUGAGUCAGAAAGUGGUUAAGGAGGGCCCCAGACUCUCCAAGAACCAGAAGUUCUCGGAGCACUUCAGCAUACAUUGCUGCCCGCCGUUCACCUUCCUCAACUCCAAACGCGAGAUUGUGGACCGCAAGUAUAGCAUCUGUAAAAGUGGCUGCUUCUACCAGAAGAAAGAGGAGGACUGGAUCUGCUGUGCCUGCCAGAAGACCAGCACCAGCCGCCGCGCAACGUCCCCUCAGAGGCCCAAGCGCCAGCCAGCUGCACCCCCCGCGGUGGUCAGAGCACCGGCCAAGCCACCGGCCAAGCCACGGUCCCCUCCGAGGUCUGAACGUCAGCCACGCCCCCGCCCAGAAGUCCGAACUCCACCAGCCAAGCAGCGCCCCCCUCAGAAGCCCAAGCAGCAGCCGCGCAGCAGCCCCCAGAGAGGGCCAGGCACCAGCCGUGGGGGGUCCCCCAACAAAGCCUCUAGGUUCUGGUAACACCAUCUCUUCCCUUUUGCUCCCCAGCCCUAAGGUUAGUAGCUGCUUCCUGUGUUUACUAACAAUAGGUUAUCUCAGUGGCCCUCCUUCAGCCUUACCAAACCUGUGUAAUCAAUUCCCUGCAUUAAAUCCCCUUGUUUGAAA